CAAAAAAAAAACUUUUAUCUUUUAAAUAUGUUUUUGCUGCUAAACAUUGUGAUAGUUUGCCACCGGCACAUUAUUGUAACAAAUAGUAUUUUGUCAAUUUGUUUUAACCAUGCCAACUAUGCAAAUAUGAUAUACUGAACAUAUAUUUCAUAAAAUAUAUCGACUUCAAAAAAACAUAUAUUAUGCAGGCCCAACUGAAGAAAAGGUUGAGAAUGGUGUUGCGCCGUUUGGCAAAUUUAAAUGAAGCGCACCAGAAGGCUCAAGAAAUGAACAACGAGCUCAUUAAUAAAGUAGUCGAAUCGGAAUUGGCGCUUUCAAAAGCCAAGAGCGAAAAUUUCAUGCUUACAAAAAAAACAUUAGAUUUAAUGUUUACACUGAGCCUGAACAUAUCCGAGAACAAUAAGCUCAAGCAGUUACUCCAAAAACUCGACGUGGAUACAAACAAAGCUCUCACCACGGUCGGAGAAAUUUCUAGCGUACUACUAAAUACCAAACAUUGUUUAACGGACAACCAGAAUUUAUUCAAAAAGUCUGGAGAGAUUUCGUUAAAAGAAAAUUCAAGAAAUAGUGGCAAUACACCGACAAACAUUUCAAAUAAAUUUAAAAAGUCUGAAAGCCAGACCAUGAACUCAGUAGCGACUAUUAAGUCAUUAAAGAGAAAUUCUCAAGAACUUUAUGCAAGAAAGAAAAAUGAUCGUGAAUUUAAAAUUUAUUGUGGGAUAGAGGAUAAUCUCAGUCCUAUUACUGAAAUUAUAUCACCCCAAGUACUAAGCGAGAUUCGGUAUAGAAGGACUCUCGGUAGAAGAUUCUUAGAUCUUGAAAGCCGAAAGGAUAAAGAAAAUAAAAAUAACUCUUUCAAUCAAGUUCAAACACUUGCGCAGUCCGAACUAGACGAUAAUGAGAAAAUUAGAAAAUCAUCAACAUCGUCGAACAAUGAGAAUUCGUCUAAAAGCCAAAGUAGUAACAGCAGCAAUCAAUCAAUUGACAAUACGCCAAAGAAAAAGAGAACGAGUUACUCGAAAAAUUCAAACACUUCUAAACAGAGGUCUAUUUCUGCCAAAUUGUCCUGCACCAGUGAGCUGGGUGUCGAACAGAACAAUUUAAAAUUACAAAGGAAAGAAGCGUCUACAACAUUUGAAGAAGUGACAGAAACCCAAAGUAAAAGAACCAGGAGGAGAAGGGUACAAACUGGAUCUACAAAAGACUGCCAAUCGAAGAAAAGAAGAAGUAUAACUGAUGAGAGGUUGUCGGAAAGCAACCUUUAUUCUUUCAACAAAGAGAAAGAAAACAGAGGGAGCGGUUCGAGGAGGUCACAGAGGACAAAAACGAAAGUUACAUACAACGAAUAUUUCCUGUAACAAAAAA
Molecule: messenger RNA, 1365 nt
Organism: Cimex lectularius (bed bug)
Lineage: Eukaryota; Metazoa; Arthropoda; Insecta; Hemiptera; Cimicidae
Product: formin-J-like
Exons: 13
Coding region: 183-1358 (391 amino acids)
Source: RefSeq, a predicted model, not a curated record